This is a messenger RNA of Malaclemys terrapin pileata, 7519 nucleotides long. RefSeq names its product myosin-10-like. The record is from RefSeq and is a predicted model, not a curated record. NCBI's taxonomy places the organism in Eukaryota, Metazoa, Chordata, Testudines, Emydidae. Bases 195 to 6155 code for a protein of 1986 amino acids. Gene Ontology annotation, cellular component: myosin complex. The transcript has 42 exons. Gene Ontology annotation, molecular function: ATP binding; cytoskeletal motor activity; actin filament binding.
UGCUUCCAAAAAUGCAAUAAUCUAAUUGCAUAAAUUUACAUAAAUUUGCAUAAUCACCCGGCUGCCUCUCCGGGCCAGUGAGCACGGCUCGGCCUUGUCAAUAGCCCGUGAGAGCUGCGCCCCCUCCGCGGCCAACACCUCCCCGGCCCGGACACCUUCCUCCGGCCCUGCUCAGGUUCCCUCCAUCCCCAGCCAUGGCGGCGCGGGUGGCUCAGCGGGACACCGCCGAGCGCUACCUCUUUGUGGACCGGGACUCGGUGGGGAACCCGGCCACGCAGGCGGACUGGACGGCCAAGCGGCUGGUGUGGGUGCCCUCGGAGCGGCACGGCUUCGAGGCGGCCAGCCUGCGGGACGAGCGGGCCGAUGAGGUGCUGGUGGAGCUGGCGGAGAACGGGCGCCAGGUGCUGGUGCCCAAACACGAGGUGCAGAAGAUGAACCCCCCGAAGUUCUCCAAGGUGGAGGACAUGGCCGAGCUGACCUGCCUCAACGAGGCCUCCGUGCUGCACAACCUCAAGGACCGCUACUACUCCGGCCUCAUCUACACGUAUUCAGGGCUGUUCUGUGUGGUCAUCAACCCCUACAAGAACCUGCCCAUCUACACGGAGCAGAUUGUCGAGAUGUAUCGGGGCAAGAAGCGCCAUGAGAUGCCGCCCCACAUCUACGCCAUCUCGGAGGCCGCCUACCGCAGCAUGCUGCAGGACCGAGAGGAUCAGUCCAUCCUGUGCACGGGCGAGUCCGGCGCCGGGAAGACGGAGAACACCAAGAAGGUGAUCCAGUACCUGGCCCACGUGGCCUCCUCCCACAAGGCCCGCAAGGAGCAGAGCGUCCCGAGCUCCGGCCCCGUCUCCUACGGCGAGCUGGAGCGGCAGCUGCUUCAGGCCAACCCCAUCCUGGAGGCCUUCGGCAACGCCAAGACGGUGAAAAAUGACAACUCCUCCCGAUUCGGUAAAUUCAUCCGGAUCAAUUUUGACGUGGCCGGCUACAUUGUUGGAGCCAAUAUAGAGACAUACCUGCUGGAGAAAUCUCGCGCCAUCCGCCAGGCCAAGGACGAGAGAACCUUCCACAUCUUCUACCAGCUGCUGGUGGGGGCGGGCGAGAACACAAAGGCUGAGCUGCUGCUGGAGCCAUUCAACCAGUAUCGGUUCCUGUCCAACGGGUUCCUGCCCAUCCCGGGCCAGCAGGACAAGGAGAUCUUCCAGGAGACCAUGGAGUCCAUGCGCAUCAUGGGCUUCUCCCCCGAGGAGAUCCACAGCAUGCUGCGAAUGGUGUCGGCCGUGCUGCAGUUUGGGAACAUUGUCUUCCGCAAGGAGCGAAACACGGACCAGGCCUCUAUGCCGGACAACACAGCCGCCCAGAAGCUCUGCCACCUGCUGGGGCUGAACGUGACCGAGUUCUCCCGCGCCAUCCUCAUGCCACGCAUCAAGGUCGGGCGCGACUACGUGCAGAAGGCCCAGACCAAGGAGCAGGCGGAUUUCGCCAUCGAGGCGCUGGCCAAGGCGACCUAUGAGCGCCUGUUCCGCUGGCUCGUCCACCGCAUCAACCGGGCCCUGGACCGCACCAAGCGCCAGGGAGCCUCCUUCAUCGGCAUCCUCGACAUCGCCGGCUUCGAGAUCUUCCAGCUGAACUCCUUCGAGCAGCUCUGCAUCAACUACACCAACGAGAAACUGCAGCAGCUCUUCAACCACACCAUGUUCGUGCUGGAGCAGGAGGAGUACCAGCGCGAGGGCAUCGCCUGGGACUUCAUCGACUUCGGCCUGGACCUGCAGCCCUGCAUCGACCUCAUCGAGCGCCCGGUGAACCCCCCGGGGGUGCUGGCCCUGCUGGACGAGGAGUGCUGGUUCCCCAAAGCCACCGACAAGAGCUUUGUGGAGAAGGUGAUCCAGGAGCAGGGGGGGCACCCCAAGUUCCAGAAACCCCGGCAGCUGCGCGACAAGGCCGACUUCUGCAUCCUCCACUACGCGGGCAAGGUGGAUUACAAGGCAGACGAGUGGCUGAUGAAGAACAUGGACCCGCUGAACGACAAUGUGGCCACCCUGCUGCACCAGAGCGCGGAGCGCUUCACCGCCGAGCUCUGGAAGGACGUGGACCGGAUCGUGGGCCUGGACCAGGUGAGCGGCAUGGGGGAUGUGGCUUUCGGGCCCUCUUACAAGACCAAGAAGGGGAUGUUCCGCACCGUGGGCCAGCUCUACAAGGAGUCGCUGGCCAAGCUCAUGGCCACCCUGCGCAACACCAACCCCAACUUCGUGCGCUGCAUCAUCCCCAACCACGAGAAGCGGGCUGGGAAGCUGGAGCCCCACCUGGUGCUGGACCAGCUGCGAUGCAACGGAGUGCUGGAGGGCAUCCGCAUCUGCCGCCAGGGCUUCCCCAACCGCAUCAUCUUCCAGGAGUUCCGCCAGAGGUACGAGAUCCUGACAUCCAACGCCAUCCCCAAGGGCUUCAUGGACGGGAAACAGGCCUGCGAGCGCAUGAUCAAGGCCCUGGAGCUCGACGACAACUUGUACCGCAUCGGCCAGAGCAAGAUAUUCUUCCGGGCGGGGGUGCUGGCCCACCUGGAGGAGGAGCGGGACCUCAAGAUCACCGACAUCAUCGUCUCCUUCCAGGCCGCCGCGCGCGGGUACCUGGCCCGCAAGGCGUUCAUGAAGAAGCAGCAGCAGAUGAGCGCCCUCCGGGUGAUGCAGCGGAACUGCGCCGCCUACCUCAAACUGCGCCACUGGCAGUGGUGGCGCCUCUUCACCAAGGUGAAGCCGCUGCUGCAGGUGACGCGGCAGGACGAGGUGAUGCAGGCCAAGGCCGUGGAGCUGCAGAAGGUGCAGGAUCAACACGUGAAAACCCAGAGUGAGCUCCGGGAGCUGGAGAGCAAAUACCAGCAGCUGGCGGAGGAGAAGGCGAUCCUGGCGGAGCAGCUGCAGGCGGAGACGGAGCUGUUCGCCGAGGCGGAGGAGCUGCGGGCGCGCCUGGCCACCAAGAAGCAGGAGCUGGAGGAGAUCCUGCACGAGCUGGAGGGGCGGGUGGAGGAGGAGGAGGAGCGCUGCCAGCAGCUGCACACCGACAAGAAGAAGAUGCAGCAGCACAUUCAGGACCUGGAGGAGCAGCUGGAGGAAGAGGAGGCGGCUCGGCAGAAGCUGCAGCUGGAGAAGGUGACCACGGAGUCCAAGCUGAAGAAGAUGGAGGAGGAUUUGCUGCUGCUGGAGGACCAGAACUCGAAGCUGCACAAGGAGCGGAAGCUGAUGGAGGAGCGCCUGGCGGAGUUCACCUCGCACAUGACGGAGGAGGAGGAGAAGGUGAAGAGCCUGUCCAAACUGCGCAACAAAUACGAGGCCGUCCUCGCCGACAUGGAAGAGCGGCUGAAGAAGGAGGAGAAGGGGCGCCAGGAGCUGGAGAAGCAGCGGCGGCGGCUGGACGGGGAGACGAGCGACCUGCAGGAGCAGCUGCUGGAGUUGCAGCAGCAGCUGGAGGAGCUCCGGGCCCAGCUGGCCCGCAAGGAGGCCGAGCUGCAGACCGCCCUGGCCAGGCUGGAGGAGGAGGCGGCCCAGAAGAACCAGGUGCUGAAGGCCCUGCGGGAGCUGCAGGCCCAGCUGACGGAGCUGCAGGAGGACGUAGAGACAGAGCGGGUGGCUCGGGCCAAGGCCGAGAAGCAGCGACGGGACCUGGGCGAGGAGCUGGAGGCCCUGAAAACCGAGCUGGAGGAUACGCUGGACUCCACAGCCACCCAGCAGGAGCUACGGUCGAAGCGGGAGCAGGAGGUGGCCGAGCUGAAGAAGGGGAUCGAGGAUGAGGUGAAGGUGCACGAGGCCCAGGUGGUGGAGAUGCGCCAGCGACACGCCCACGCCCUGGAGGAGCUGUCCGAGCAGCUGGAGCAGUCGCGCCGGGUGAAAGGCGCCCUGGAGAAGGCGAAGCAGACGCUGGAGGGGGAGAAGGCGGAGCUGGCGCAGGAGGUGAAGGGGCUGCAGGCCGCCCGGCUGGACUCAGACCAGCGCCGCAAGAAGCUGGAAGGUCAGGUGCAGGAGCUGCAGAUCCGGGCCAGCGAGGCCGAGCGAGCCAAGGCCGAGCUCGCCGACCGCGUGGGCAAGCUGCAGAGUGAGCUGGACAGCGUCUCGGGGGCCCUGGGCACCACGGAGUCGAAGACGACCAAGCUCGCCAAGGAGCUGGCCAGCGUGGAGUCCCACCUGCAGGACACCCAGGAGCUGCUGCAGGAGGAGACGCGGCAGAAGCUGGCGCUGGGCUCGCGGGUGCGGCAGCUGGAGGAGGAGAAGGGCGCCGUGCUGGAGCAGCUGGAGGAGGAGGAGGCUGUGAAGGCCAACUUCAGCCGCCAGAUCCAGGCCCUGCAGCAGCAGGUGGUGGAGGCGCGGCGGAAGUUGGAGGAGGACGCGGGCACGGCGGAGGCGCUGGAGGAGGCCCGGCGCCGGGCAGCCCGGGAGCUGGAGCUGCUGGGGCAGCGCUGGGAGGAGAAGGCACAGGCGGCCGAGAAGCUGGAGAAGACCCGGGCACGGCUGCAGCAGGAGCUGGACGAUGCCAGCCUGGAGCUGGGCCAGCAGCGCCAGGCCGUGGCCAACCUGGAGCGCCGGCAGAAGAAGUUUGACCAGAUGCUGGCGGAGGAGAAGCUGGUGUCAGCGCGCCACGCGGAGGAGCGGGACCGGGCCGAGGCCGAAGCCCGGGAGAAGGAGACCAAGGUGCUGUCGCUGACCCGGGCGCUGGAGGAGUCGCUGGAGCUGCGGGAGGAGCUGGACCGGCAGAACAAGCAGCUCCGGGCUGAGCUGGAUGACCUGGUCAGCUCCAAGGACGACGUCGGCAAGAACGUGCACGAGCUGGAGCGGUCGAAGCGGGCGCUGGAGCAGCAGGUGCAGGAGAUGCGGGCGCAGCUGGAGGAGCUGGAGGACGAGCUGCAGGCCACGGAGGACGGGAAGCUGCGGCUGGAGGUGACCCUGCAGGCCAUGAAGGCGCAGCACGAGCGGGACCUGCAGAGCCGCGACGACAGCAACGAUGACAAGAAGAAGCUGCUCGCCAAGCAGGUGCGGGAUCUGGAGCAGGAGCUGGACGGCGAGCGGAAGCAGCGGGCCCAGGUGGUGGCGGCGCGGAAGAAGCUGGAGCUGGACCUGCAGGAGGUGCUGGGGCAGAUCGACACCGCCAACAAGGGGCGCGAAGAGGCCGUCAAGCAGCUCCGCAAACUGCAGGCCCAGAUGAAGGAGCUGUGGCGGGAGGUGGAGGAGUCGCGCACGUCCCGCGAGGAGAUCUUCAUCCAGUCCAGGGAGAACGAGAAGAAGCUGAAAAACUUGGAGGCGGAGCUACUUCAGCUGCAGGAGGAGCUGGCGGCGGCCGAGCGAGCCAAGCGGCAGGCGCAGCAGGAGCGUGACGACCUGGCUGACGAGCUGGCCAAUGGUGCCAGCAGCAAGUCGGCACUGCUGGAUGAGAAGCGGCACCUGGAGGCGCGGAUCGGGCAGCUGGAGGAGGAGCUGGACGAGGAGCAGAGCAACGCGGAGCUGCUGAACGACCGUUACCGCAAGCUGAGCCUGCAGGUGGAGACGCUGACGACGGAGCUGGGGGCCGAGCGCAGCUUCUCGCAGAAGGCGGAGAACGCCCGGCAGCAGAUGGAGCGGCAGAACAAGGAGCUGCGGGCCAAGCUGGGCGAGCUGGACUCCUCCGUCAAGGCCAAGUACAAGCUGACCAUCGCCACCCUGGAGGCCAAGGUGGCCCAGCUGGAGGAGCAGUUGGAGCAGGAGUCCAGGGAGCGGAUCCUGUCAGGGAAGCUGGUGCGUCGGGCGGAGAAGCGGCUGAAGGAGGUGGUGCUACAGGUGGAGGAGGAGCGUCGGAGCGCUGACCAGUUCAAGGACCAGGUGGAGAAGGGCCACAUCCGGCUGAAGCAGCUGAAGCGGCAGCUCGAGGAGGCGGAGGAGGAGGUGUCGCGGGCGAACUCCAGCCGGCGCCGCAUGCAGCGGGAGCUGGACGACGUCACUGAGUCGGCCGAGUCCAUGAACCGCGAGGUCACCACGCUGCGCAACCGGCUCAGGCGCGCCCCCCUGACGUUCACCACCCGCACGGUGCGUCAGGUCUUCCGGCUGGAGGGCGUCUCAGAUGAUGAGGCCGACGGGCCCGAUGCGGAGACCCCGGCUCCCGACCACCAGCCGCAGCCCCCCCCGGCCGAGCCCCCGGCCCCGUGAGGAGCCCUGGGACCGGGCCCCCCGGCGCAGCGACGAAGCCAGGCUCAGCACUGGGUCUUGGGCCACAUCCCGGCCCCACGCUGGGGGCUGGUCGCGUAUCAGGCAGCACUUUAGAAUGGGGGGCCCUGGGGAGGGGGGGGGUGGCUGCAUCCUAACUGGCUCCCCUAUGAAAUAACCCCCCUGUCCCCCACCAGGAUCUGACCGCUGGGGGGCACAGCAUCAGCACCCCCCAUUGGGAUCCCCCCAACCCAGCACCCACCAGCCUGGGAUCUGCCCCCCCAAAUCAGCACUCCCCCUGGCCAGGGAUCCCCCGCCCCCCUCACCCAGCACCCCCCACCUGGGAUCCCCCCUGGACCCAGCACACUCCCCCUGACCUGGGAUCCCCCCGACCCAGCACCCCCCCCGCCUGUUCAGCCCCAGGACUAGAGGGGCUGCCUGAGCACAUUCCCCCCUUUCCCCGCGUCGUGCUCCCCUGUGGGGCGGGGCUGGCCGGGGGCGCCCCCCACCCUACACUCUGGAAGAAGCAGGCACUGAAGGGUUAACUGGCUCCCUGGGGCCGAACCCCCCCCCUUAGAUCCAGUCCUGGGCCCCACGUGUGUGUCACCCCCGGCUGCUGGGUCCUGCCCCCGCCUGGGCACCCCGGCCUGGCCAUCAGGGGCACCCCGGGCCCUCAUUGGCUUCAGCCCCCUCCCUGCCAUCCGGAACCGCCCCCCCCCCCAGGCCCAUCUACCCCGGUGACCCGCCCCCUCCCUGCCCUCCGGAGCCACCCCCCUGGGCCCAUCUACCCCGGUGACCCGCCCCCUCCCUGCCCUCCCUGGGCUCAUCUACCCCAGUAUCCCGCCCCCCCAGGCCCAUCUAGCCCCACAUCCUGCCCCCCCCCACCCCUUUUGAGUUUUCCCACAUCUCAGCAGCUCAGUGUAAACCCUAGUGGGCCCCCGUGGGGUUACAGCCAACACACGGGACACCCCCCCCCGCCCCCAGUGGCCACAGGAGAGAUGGAAACUCUUUGCUAAGCCCUCUCCCUCCCCCCCCCCCCGCUUCAGCAAACGCUGGGUCGCCAACCCCCCCCCCGGGCCCCUUUUCCUAGCGUCUCUUGGCCUUUGGCUGUGGGGUCACCCCCUCUCCCGGGUUGGAUCCUGCCCCCCCGUGUUAUUCUCUCUGCACAGUGAUUUGCGGGGGUGGGGUGGGGUUCCUAAGGUGGCUGGGUCUGGAGCCGUUGGCUUGUAGGCUACGUGGGGCUGUUGUGGGGUGUUUUGGCCCCCGGGGCGGGCACUGGCUGGGUGAGGACGUGGGGGGUUCGGCGGGUUCUGUUUGCUUUUCGUUUUACCCCCCAGUUUGUGUCUUCUAUUAAAGUUCAUCUCGGA